Molecule: messenger RNA, 930 nt
Organism: Penicillium olsonii
Lineage: Eukaryota; Fungi; Ascomycota; Eurotiomycetes; Eurotiales; Aspergillaceae
Source: the annotation of a GenBank genome assembly
AUGACUUUCACCGUUGGAAUCGCCGGUAUCACCGGAAAGUUCGCCAAACGACUUGUAUCUCAUCUGCUCAAACGCCAGGAUAUCGCCAUUCGCGGAUACUGCCGUGAUCCCAGCAAGGUCCCGGAGGAGAUCUCCUCUAGCUCGCAAGUCACUCUCAUCAAGGGCGAUGCCUUCGACAACGACUCCAUUCGCACAUUCGCCAGUUCCUGCGACGUCAUAGUAUGCUGCUAUCUUGGCGACGACAAGCUCAUGGUCGAUGGCCAGAAAGCCCUGAUUGACGCCUGUGACGAGUGCCAUGUUCCCCGUUACAUUGCCAGUGACUGGGCUCUAGACUACACCAAGCUCAAGCUUGGUGAACUGUUCCCCAAGGACCCUAUGAUCCAUGUCAAGGCCUAUCUUGAGGAUAAGAAGGUCCAAGGCGUACACAUCCUCAUCGGUGGAUUUAUGGAGCCCAUCUUCAGUCCAUUCUUCAACAUCUUUGAUCCGCAGACCAACACUUUCCGCUAUUGGGGCAACGGUGACGAGAUCAUGGAGGGUACCACCUAUGACAAUGCUGCCGAGUUUACCGCUGCCAUCGCAGUAGACUCAACUGCAACCGGAAUCAAGAAAUUCCUCGGUGGUCGCGCGACGAUCCGCGAAAUUGCUCAGUCGUUCGAAAAAGUCUACGGUAUCAAGCCUAGCCUUGAAAGCCGUGGAAGUCUUGAUGACUUGUACAAGCUUAUGCAUCAGAUGCGCGAUGAGAGCCCUUCGAACAUUUAUGGCUACAUGUCUAUGUUCUUCUAUUACUACUGGAUCAACGGCCAGACCUUGGUCGGCACCGACCUAGACAAUGAGAAGUACACUGCGGUGAAGCCGGCUAGCUGGGAGGAUUUCAUGGCCCAGUGUCCACUUCAAGCGCUGCCUACAGCUUUCUUUGCCCUUAGUGGGUAG